AUGGCGGCCUUCUUUUCAAGUCCAGUUUUUGUUUUCUCCGCUGCAAUUGCGCUCCGUGUCAUCUUGUUCUUCUACGGCCUCUGGCAAGAUGCUAACUCGCCCCUGAAAUAUACCGACAUCGACUACUUUGUUUUCACUGAUGCAGCUCGCUUCACAGCUCACGGCCACUCGCCGUAUGAACGUGAAACAUACCGCUACACCCCUUUACUAGCCUGGAUGCUCCUCCCGACGUCAUGGUCAAGCACGUGGUUCUCUUUUGGCAAAGUGCUGUUCGCUAUUGGGGACAUUGUAGCUGGUUGGCUCAUUGUGCUGGUUUUGAGGAGCUCUAAUAAGAUGUCGACGGAGAGGGCAUUGAAGUUUGCUAGCAUUUGGCUGUUGAAUCCUAUGGUUGCUACAAUCAGUACCAGGGGAAGCUCGGAAGGUCUGCUAGGCGUAAUGGUGAUUGCUCUGCUCUGGGCUAUCACUCAGAAACGGAUAUUCCUUGCCGGGAUACUGCUGGGUCUGGGAGUUCACUUCAAGAUAUACCCAUUCAUAUAUGCGCCGUCUAUAAUAUGGUGGAUGGAUGAUGACCGUAUGGGCAGCGGGAAAAAAACGAAGGCAGGACAGAGUAAAGACCUCAUCAGCCUAGCAAAGACGUUUUGCAAUGGCCCUCGAAUCACCCUCACAUUAAGCAGUCUUCUCACUUUCACUGGUCUGAAUAUGUUAAUGUACUCAAUUUACGGCUGGCCAUUCCUCCAGCACACGUAUUUCCAUCAUGUCACGAGGAUUGACCACCGCCACAACUUCUCGCCCUACAACACUCUCCUCUAUCUCUCCUCGUCAGCUCCAGGAACAUCAUUCUUUCCCCUCGAGUCUCUAGCUUUUAUUCCACAACUAUUCUUAUCAGCAAUUGCUCUUCCGCUCCUGCUUGCCAAGAAGGACCUCUCUUCAACCAUGCUCGCCCAGACAUUUGCUUUUGUGACUUUCAACAAAGUCUGCACUAGCCAGUAUUUCCUCUGGUACAUGGUAUUUCUACCGUUCUACCUCCCAGGCUCCUCGCUUCUAAUUCAGAAAUCCCUUGGGAUAACCGCAGUUGCGCUCUGGGUACUGACACAGGCGUUAUGGCUACAGCAGGGAUUCCAGCUCGAGUUCACGGGUCAGAGCACUUUCGUACCAGGUCUUUGGCUAGCAAGCAUACUGUUCUUCUUGACCAAUGCAUGGUUGCUUGGAAUCAUCGUAGGCGAUAUUGGGUCAACAUUGAAAUCACCACAGGAAGAACAUGAAAAGACGCAGUAG
This is a messenger RNA of Cadophora gregata, 1275 nucleotides long. RefSeq names its product GPI mannosyltransferase 1 (gene GPI14). The record is from RefSeq and is a predicted model, not a curated record. Gene Ontology annotation, biological process: GPI anchor biosynthetic process. Gene Ontology annotation, cellular component: glycosylphosphatidylinositol-mannosyltransferase I complex; membrane. The transcript has 3 exons. Gene Ontology annotation, molecular function: GPI mannosyltransferase activity; alpha-1,4-mannosyltransferase activity. Bases 1 to 1275 code for a protein of 424 amino acids. Lineage: Eukaryota; Fungi; Ascomycota; Leotiomycetes; Helotiales; Ploettnerulaceae.